GAGAUGGUAAGAGAGAAAAUGGGAGGCAGCAUCACCCACCCAGACUGGGAGGAGGGGAGGACAGACAGCGUGAUCGUCCCUCUAACAGACAGAGGUGGAAGGAAAGUGGGAAUGAGAGACGGACGUGAGGGGAGAAGAGGAGCACAAUGAAGGAGUGCCAUUGUCCAUCCUGGCAGCGCUGCCUUUUCACCAUCUGCUGAAAUAGAGAGAGAGAGAGAGACAGAGAGACAGAGGAGGGAAGAGCCAAACAGAGGAGAGGAUAGAUGGAGAGGAGCUGCCGGCAGUGACUUUGUGAAUUAAUCGAGCGGAAGAGCGGAUCAGAGGAGAAGCACGUUUUUUUCAGGGAGUGGACGGACGAGGGAGCCAGAAAAAGGAAGGAGAGGACGGAUGACCGGACAGUCUGUGGCAGUUUAAACAUUAAUGUGGCUCUCUUGUGAGCCCAUCUUUAGAUUAAUCACCAUGGAUUAUCUACUGUAUGCUUUUUAAAACCAAAAAAAAAAAGAGGAACUACUGUUUCUGCUUUGCCAUUCAUUAAGAAAAAGAAAGAACUCUUAGGGAAAUUGAUUAGACUCACUUUAUACAGAACAAUUUGAAUUACUUUUCUUUGUUUUUCUUUGUAAAUAUAGACUCUCUUUGUGACUUCUGAUUUUCUAUUCUCUUUGGGCAUAAGAUCAACUCUGCAGGAUGUUAUACAAUCAUUAUCUUUGUUGACUGCUGCACAGAUAUUCAGGUUGUUUUUAUGCAAGUUUUCUAAACAUCAGUGGGUUUUUUAAAUACAUAAAUCGUUCGUGUUCUUGUUGUUUAUUAGAAAGUGAUUAUUGUUCUUUUGAAUUAAUAUCAGACGUACAGAUUUACAUGCCCUAGUCGAAGUCAGUGCAUGUAGCCGACAUGGGAUGUCAACAUUGAUCGGGUUUUAUGGCUGGCGCGACGCCGGUCAAACUUUGAUCAUUUCCUGAAACCUAUUGAUCUUUGGAGGAGUCUGUAGUUUUUCCUCCUGUUGGCUAAAAAAGAAGCUCUAACGUGGAGCCUUUGAUGCAGCACCUAAUUGCUGUCAUGUGAUUUGACAAAGCAGUUAUCUCUUUGUCUGAAGAUUUCUGCGGCUGACGGGACUUUUCGGCAUAUACCCUCCGCAGGCAUCUCUUUUAAUGUCUGUUGCCAUAGCAACGGGCGGCAGCUGCAGACAGAACAAGAUGUAAAGUUGUUUUUUCUUGUCUUUAUCUUUUUAAACUGGUGCUGUUCCAUUAGGCAUUUGUAUAUAUUUAGUAGAUAAAAAGCCACAGACUUGAUUAGUCAAUGGUUGUGUGCAGUUUUUAGACUUUCUAUCUCAGACAGGGUUUUUUUUCCAUGUCUUUACUAGACAGUCUUUGUCUAUGUGGAGCUCGGCGGUCUCUGAGAAUCAGGGUUGUUUCAGGUCACCUGUCUCCCCCUCCCCAUUCUGUUUGUUCGUCUCGUACGCAUCGCCUCAGCUGCACUUGUCCCGAUCUCACCUUUUGUCAGCAGCAGCUACCAUCUUCAUCAGUCUAGCUGAUGUGCAUUAUCAGGACUGACUGGAUUAAUGAGAUUAACGUACUGAUUUCACCUGUACACAUCAUUCCAUGCAGCUGCUUGGCCCCGAGACCACUAAUCACUGAUCAUUAGGCUGUGUUUGUGACAGUCUUUUCCUGUUACUGCCUGUGUGUAGGUGACUCAGGAUUUCACCUCAUGUAGAGGGUCAUCUCCUCUGCAGUCACCUGACCUGCACUGUGUUCUGUGCACUAAAACAUCCUCAGCAGCAGCGUGAGGGUUAACUCUGCUCAAGGAGCACUUCAGCACCUGUGUAUGAGAGCAGAACACACCUGGAUAUUCCACUCUAGUGUUAACAUGUCCAUUUAUGUUGGAUUUUUUUGCCUUUCAAGACUAAUUUCUGGUUUUAUUAGGGGCGCAACAGACUGUUUUGUUUAUUCUGCAUGCCCUUUGAUUGUCUGAAUACCGGGUGUCUUUUGUGACUACUUUUCCAGCCAUACUUCUUUACAGCUUUCUGGAGAUUAUCCCAGCCUGUCUGGCCGUGCAUGAGUGUGACUGGAUCCUCCAUGGUGCUUUUUGGCCAAGACCAGAUGGAUGACUAGCUAGAAUUGCUAGACAAUCCCUCCGUGGUGCUAGACUGGUGUAGGCGACUGUUCCUUUGCCAUGCUUCCAGCGCCCACUACAAGCUGGCCUGCUCUACUUCAGACACUGUAAAGUUCUGAAAUGUUAGCGAGUGGAAAAAUCAACCCUUUUGCUUGGCAUCGCUGAAACCUUGGUGCCAAAUUUAUGACGUUCUGCAAGUGGUCUAGGCAAGGUGUGUGUAAAUCUUUUGCUCGGCUGCAAGGGAGUAAAGGUCAACAGAUUGUAAAUAUGACUAGUGCCUCAAUAGCACUGAGGUGUUGGCCAGCAAGCUCACUGCAGGACUGUAGGUGUAGCCUUCCCUGUUGCUGAGGUCAAACUGCUGCAGGCUGUUUUGUUUGUGGAGACUGUUAACGUGUAGAGACUGUUGCUUUCCUUCUAGGUUGGUCUAUGCAGAAUAUGAGAGGUUAUGCCUGUCUUUACGGUAGUUUGUAGUAGAACCGAGAGCUGACCUGCUGCUUGAUAAGCCCUGCCUUAGAUAAAGAAGGAAGUGGGUCCCGAACACGUCAUAAGGGGCUGUGUUAACGCUUCUCUCUCAGGUAACUGACUACGGUCUGGGCUUGUUAUUUGAACCAGGCAGUAAUGAAGUAACAGGGUAAGAGGAAAAUAACAUAGAGAGAUCAGCAUAACACUAUUUCCAGCUAGUUGAGCGAGUUCAUGUUCAACUCUUGACGAGCCUCCAGCACCAUUCAGGGAACCCUGGGUUGUGAGUUCAAACCGGCGCAAUCGGGUCUCGUUAGCAUCAUAACAAGCCCACCGGUAAUCGUCAUCAGCCAAUGACCUACAUUCUCUGGCGUUACAUCACCGCCGUGCUACUGCAGUGUGUAUCACUGUACCAGACACAGACAACAUCUCAACCUACUACUAUCUUAUGGUGCUCCAGUAAGAAAAAAAACAUCUAAACCGAGGUGGCCAGUUUUAGGAAACACACUUGAACCAAGGCAGCCUCACUUGUUUUAGCCAUAUCAGGAACUUCAGUCAGGAACGGGCUCUUCUUAGCGUGCCCAGUCUUAAGUACUAACUUUUUUUCUUUCUGUUUUCUACUGGUGUCUAAAAAGGUGACCAUGCCUACCCUCUAGCCAUCCUCAAUCUUAAAGUUCGAGAGGUAGAAAGGCAGGGAUCACCAUUAACAUAUUAGACAGGGGGACUGUUACGCAGGACAGCCUGGAGAACGGGCGAGCAGACGAGGGAGGGGGCGAGGGGGAGCGAGAGAUCAUCUGGAAGAGGAGAGAGGAAGUGGUGGCGCGGGAGAGGGCGGAGGCAUUGGAGAGACAGAGGUUGGCAGAGUACAUUGUGUGGAGGAAGCGAGAGGGCUUCCAGGAGAAGAGGGGAGACAGAGAGAGGGGACAAAAGGGUGCAGAGAAAGGGAACGAGGCUGAGCCAGAAGUUAUCUGGAAGAGGAGAGAAGAAGAAGAAGAGGGAGACGCAGGGAGGGAGAGAGCGAGGGCUAUUCAGAGAGGACAUGAAACCAUUUGGAGGAAGAGGGAGAGGGAGUAAAAGAGGAUGCCGGGUGCAUUUGAGAAUUAGGUGUUAAAGAAGGUGUGCUGCGUUGGAUACUAGCCAUACAUCAGUAAGCCUCCUCUCUCUUCUUUAGCAGUUCUAGGCUUCGUUGAGCUCUGCAGGUGCUCACUGUAGUAGCAACCAAUUGGAGCUGUGCAGUGUGUGUGUGUGUGCGUGUGUGUGUGCGUGUGUGUGUGUGUCUGUGUGUGUUGCUGCCACGUUAGUGUGCGCGUCCCCCUUUGCGAUCCCCUCGUUGGCUGCUAAUAGGAUUUUUAUGGGCCUCUGUCAAGCAGGAUAGAGCUGCCAAGGGGACUUGCUUCACACGUGCAUGCAUGUGCGCACGCCAGCACACACAUUCACAGAUAAUCUGAGAAGCAUUGUGGGCAGGAAAGGUUUAUACUGCCUCACACGCAUGUAAACACAUCACGCACAAGUGCGUACCCCUCAGAGCAGUGAGACACAUGCGAAGGGGGCGUUGAGAGACAAUCACUUGUGUUGAUUCUCCAUGGUGCUGGCAACAGCUGGAUAACCGGCCCUCGCCGAGAGGCUAUUAAGCUGGGACAAGAUACUCACAGAUAUUGUUUUACAUUCUGGAAAAAACACCAAGAUGAACACUUUGUGGAGAGCUAAGAGCAUGUCAUCAUCAGUCCCUGGGAACACAGUGAACAUGGACACAGAUUUAAAAGUUAACUGAUGACAACAUGAUCUGCACUAGUGCACUGAAAAGAAACUUUUUUCAUCUGCAUUUGACCAGUAACUGGGACACCCCACUUUUCCUCUGCACCUUUUCUCGUUCUGCAUUCAUUGCGGGGGAAGCUGUUUUUGAAGCAGUUGGGUUUCAGCUGCCUGGUAAUGAGCGGAGGACCGACAACCAGACAGAUGGAUGCAGCUUUUGCGUUCAGGGAGACAGACAGAUGGCUGUGUGUCCCUUUCGAGAGAAACUUUGAAUGCUAAGACAAAGAGACUUUGAUUGAAUCACUAGCUCCUGUGUGGACUUGCCGCGGAUAUAAAAACUGACACUGCAGAUUCAUUAUGGAGCUUGUCCCAAAAACCAAGUACACCCACUUUCGGAGUGAAUCGCUGAGCUCAACUGAUGAAACAAACUCCAAUCCAUCUUCGUUCCCUCCUUCCAGUCCUGUUACCCCGCUCACUCCCUCCCCUGGUUUACCUUCCUCUCUCUCCUCCUCGUCUCUCACUCCCAUUUUGCCCCCCUCUUCUCCCCGCCAGGCUGAGAAUAGCCCCACCACCCUCUGCUCCUUCUUUCCCAGGAUGGGAUCCCUUCGUCUGGGUGUCUCUGCCACCCUUCUCCCAGGACUCAAGGCCUCAAACAGGCCACAGCACCCUCAGGCGCCCGUUGAGUCCUCUGGGGACGACAGGAGCAGUUCUAGCUCCUCCCCUCCCCUCCAUCACCCACUUCCCCCUCUAAUUGCUCCUUGUCCCCCUCCUCGACCUCCUCUGCAGGAUAUGAACCGGCUUGGAGGGGCGUCCAGGAGGGCACGGGUGGAAGGAGGGCAGCUGGGAGGAGAUGAGUGGACGCGCCAUGGCUCCUUUGUCAACAAGCCCACCCGUGGCUGGCUGCACUCUGACAGUGUCGUCAGCACCGCCGGUGUUUCCUACACUGUACGGUACAUGGGUUGUGUGGAGGUGCUACAGUCAAUGCGAGCGCUGGACUUCAACACCAGAACUCAGGUCACCAGGGAGGCCAUCUCUGUGGUGUGCGAGGCAGUACCCGGAGCCAAAGGAGCCCAGCGCAGGAGAAAGCCUUCCUCUCGCUGUCUGACCUCCAUCCUGGGCAAGAGUAACCUGCAGUUUGCUGGCAUGACAAUCAGCCUCACCAUCUCGACCAGCAGCCUCAACCUGCUGGCCUCCGACUGCAAACAGAUAAUCGCCAAUCAUCACAUGCAGUCCAUCUCCUUCGCUUCUGGAGGAGACCCAGACACGGCUGAGUACGUAGCAUAUGUGGCCAAAGACCCAGUCAACCAGAGAGCAUGUCAUAUCCUGGAGUGUUCAGAGGGUUUAGCCCAGGAAGUCAUCAGCACCAUUGGCCAGGCCUUUGAACUGCGAUUUAAACAGUACCUAAAGAACCCGCCCAAACUGGUCACGCCUCAUGACAGGAUGGCUCCGUUUGACGGCUCCGCAUGGGAGGAAGAAGAUGACGAGGCUCCUCCGCCUCCUGACGUCCCUUACUAUAAUAAUUUCCCUGGAAAACAGCCUCCCCCUGGUGGACUGAUUGACAUGAGGACCCGCCCAGGAGCCACGCUGCCUUAUGGACAGCCAGGUCAGAAUGACAUUCACAAGCAACCGCUGCCGCCUCUGCCAGUGGGAGCCAAAGACGGGGGACGAGAACUGUUCGAUGACCCUUCAUAUGUCAAUGUGGAUAAACCCCGCCCCCCAGUUGCAGCCAAUGGAAAUGCUCAUAGAGAUGCUUUUGACAUGAAGCCAUUUGAUGAUGCCCUGGGGGUCUCUGUGACAGCAGCGCCCCCGUUGGUGCAGCAGUUGCAGUGUGAGGCCUGGUUCCACGGCAGCUUAAGUCGCAGGGAAGCAGAGAGGCUGCUUACCAGGGAUGGAGACUUCCUGGUGCGAGAGUCUGGGACCACGCCCGGACAGUACGUCCUCACGGGACAGCAGGGGGGUCAGCCCAAACACCUGCUACUAGUCGACCCAGAGGGAGUGGUCCGUACAAAAGACCAUCGGUUUGAAAGCGUGAGUCACCUGAUCAGCUACCACAUGGACAACAGACUCCCCAUCGUAUCAGCUGGUAGCGAGGUGUGUCUGCAACAGCCAGUGGAGCGCAGGGCCUGAAAUCACACACACCAAUGAAUUAACUCCACCAAAUACACAUGCACUCCUGCAGCAAUCCAACACGAGACAAACAUAUGCUAUAUAUACACACGACAACACUACACUCGACACACAUACACAAGAAUACAUUAUGCACACACCAUCGCAAAGAAAGCCAAAAAAGAAAAAAUAGAAUCAGCAGUUUCUCUGCAAAAUCUCGCUCACCUGCUGCUGUUGCCACCUUCUCCUUUCUGAACGCCAAACUGUGACCUGCAGUCUUCGACCCCACCGACUAUCAGGCGCAUCCCUCCACAAUGGAGAAGCACUGCUGCAAUUUCUCAACAGCCUACUGUGAACCAGGGAGGAGCCCUGUGCUACUUGUAGAACGGGGCAGAAAAAAAAUGCAAUUUCCUUUUUCUUUUCUUUCUUUUUUUUUUUAAGAGGAAACAAAUCUUAAUUUGCGAUUAAGGAAAAAAACAAAACAACAAUAACGGAACACUUUACUAAUACAUGGAAUCGUGUGCAAAAGAAGUUGUGGAACUGAACAGUGACGAAAGGAACUUAAAUGGGAUAUGGAAUGAGAUUUUCAUUCAGGGAAAUUAUUUCCCUCCUCAGACUGUUGCUGGAGCAUAUUAGGCAAAAAAGAAAAAGAAAAAAAAAACUGGACAGAAGUUCUUAGUUGAAGAGACUUAACCAGGUUCGAACAUAAACUCUCCCUUCAAGUGUCACUAGAGCACUUCAGCAGCAAACCUUGACUUUGUUAUGAUUCUACCUGGUGAAUAUGCAUAAACGAGUUUGCUUCCAAUCUAAUCAGGAGGGCCAUCCAACUCCCCCGCCACUCCCCUUUUAAGGACUUUUUGACUUUGACCCUCAGAAAGAUACCUGGUGAUGAGAAAAGCCUGUAUGCAAAACUGGGGGACUGCUAUGCCAAUGACCAUCGUAUGUGUUUUUUUUUUCCUUGAUUAUUUGUUUCUGUCUGUAUUCUUGGGACUCAUUACUUAUCGGACAUUCUGAGUUCAGGAGGAUCGAAACAGCUGUAUCUCCUUAAUCCCUCUGUACACACACACACCUUUACAACACACACUGUCUUCACCAAAGAACAUGAACUUGGUCGCUAACGGCAGAGAAAGCCAUGAUAAUUAUAAAGAAAACUGUUUUGUGUGCUUACAGCAUUGGGAGAAAAUUUAGAUGGAAGGAAAUGUAUAUUAAAAUGGGCCUGUUUUAGAGGGAGGAGGAAUGUACGUGACUGUGCCUGAACGCCUCAUCAAAAAUGAGAUCCUUCAUGUAAAUUGUGCGUUAAUGUCGCUCACAAACACAGUAACUACUACAUUUUGAGAAGCAUCGACCAGAUCACUUUUGACCUGUUGCUUUUCCUUGACAUCUUAGUAUGUGUUUGCAUUGACAAUCUAUGGGUUCAAUCUUUACAGAGUUUUCUGACUGAAAGCAAAACAGAAGAGUAGUUGAAGGAGGUCCCUUUAAAUUGUGGCCGGGGAGAAAUGUUUAACAGUCCAAGCAAUGAACUUCCCUCUGCAAAAAAAAUGAUGCAAAGUAGCCGGUUAAGUAAUUCUUGCGUAUUGUGAUGUUUCUUUAGUUUUAAAUCACUUGAGGGAAUAAUGUCCUUUUAAAAAAGUAUCAAAUGAAGUGGUUUGAACUGAACAUAAGGACAUAAAUGUUUUUGGAGCAUUGCUAAUGAUGAAAUGCUUAAGCCAAAUGUUUUUCCUCAGUGUGCUGUUUUCACAAACCUUAGAGGAUGCGUGUGUGGGGGGGAGAAGUUCACUCUGUAGUCUUCUCCUCCCCUCUUCCUCCUCCCUCUGUUCAUGACGUUGUUUUUUUAAAUGUCUUUUUAAUCGUGCCUUGUUUCUUCAAUGCAGUCACGUCACUUCAAUGCAGUCACCUUAUGUACUUAAUUCAAAUGUAGUCGACUACAGGAGAAUCUUACAAAAAGCCUCUCAGUUAAACAAAGACUUUGCAAAAAUGACACUCCAGUAAACACACACAAAAACAAAACAGAUCCAGUGAUGGCAAUCUCCUCUGAUGCACAUUCUUGCAUUCAGCUUAUAGUCACAGAUACUUGAUGUCACCAUUCAGGGGGGAUAUUUCUUGACCAUCUGUAAAUAACAUUGACUCUUGAGUGGUCUGCUUAUUAUUGGAUUUUUUUUUUUCUCAAAGUGGUAUGAUUAAGUACUUAUUUUGUAAGUAAAAACAGAGCCAGACACCACAGCGCAGAGGUAACUCUUCUUAAAGGGACAGUUCAACCCAAAAUCAAAAAUAUGUAUCGUUUCUCUUAUCUGUAGCGCUAUUUAUCCAUCUACAUUGUUUUAAUGUCAGUUGGGAAGUUUUCAAGAUGGCAGCUGUAAAAAUGUCUGCGUUCUCUUCGAUUCUAAUGGAGCCACAUGGCACUCGGCUUGUGGUGCUCAAAACGCCCCCCACAAAGAAAUACGUUUGCAAAACUUGCCAGUGAUGUCUGUCUCCCGAAAUCAUGACCUGGUUACUCAAGUUAAUCGACAGCCUGGUUGCAAGCAUUUUCAUAGGAACUAUUUUCUUUUUGUCAGACUGUGUUAGAAGGAAGCGUGAAUCGCCGCUGAGCUAGCUACCAUUACAGCUCAGGCAAUGGGGGUGCUAUUAAUGUUUACAUCCCUGUGGUCACAAGCAGGAGCCUCUCAUCCAUGAGUAGAUGCCUAGCUAUAGAAAAAGAAAAAAAGCACCAUCUUCUACCAUUAUAUUCAAGAAAAGGCAGACAUCUCUACAGCUGGUAUCUCAAAAACUCAAAACAACUCACACCAAAAUAAUCUAGAUGGAUAAAUAGCGCUACGGGAAAGACGGGCAAAACAUUUGAUAUUGGUGUGAAAUGGCCCUUUAAAACCAACUGAACUAGUUAAAGAGAAAUAUGAGAUGGGAUCAUUCAGCCUAAACCUUAACCUGAAGUGGGCUCACGUGUAAUCUUAACAUGCACACACCACAUACUGGAGUGACAGCUGGGUCAGUCAGACACACUCUCCAUGUUCAGGUGUUAGUAGGUCAGAGAUAGGAAAGCCAGAGCUUUAAGUUCUGCUGUGUGUGCUUGUUGUGUGUGCAUGCGUGGGUGCGUGCGUGCAUGUAUGAGUGUGCUGAACCAGACCCACCGGACACUCUGCAUCAUUAGUGAACUCGUCCCAUGUUACCAUCGUUUCAUCACAGAUGCCUUUUGUUGCAUGAAAAUCCUUUCAGAAGAAAAAGAAAAAAACCUUGUUUGUUUGUCGUUGGUGAUGGUGAUAGUGUUGAUGAUGCUGUUGUACUUUUUAAUUUGUGUCUUUGAAAGCCAAAGGUUACUUUCAAACUGUGUGCACAGAUAUUGAUUUUUACUUUAUAUGUUUGUUUUAUUACCUUUUUUUGUUUUGUUUUUAGGGAAACAUGUUGGUUUACACCUGUAUCUGAAAAAAAAUAGAUGGCAUAUAUAAAUACAUAUAUCAUUCA
Messenger RNA from Acanthopagrus latus (yellowfin seabream), 9876 nucleotides. RefSeq names its product SHC (Src homology 2 domain containing) transforming protein 1 (gene shc1). Bases 4675 to 6444 code for a protein of 589 amino acids. Gene Ontology annotation, cellular component: plasma membrane. Gene Ontology annotation, biological process: cell surface receptor protein tyrosine kinase signaling pathway; intracellular signal transduction. Gene Ontology annotation, molecular function: receptor tyrosine kinase binding. The record is from RefSeq and is a predicted model, not a curated record. NCBI's taxonomy places the organism in Eukaryota, Metazoa, Chordata, Actinopteri, Spariformes, Sparidae. The transcript is spliced from 12 exons.